Molecule: messenger RNA, 1431 nt
Organism: Rhodotorula toruloides NP11
Lineage: Eukaryota; Fungi; Basidiomycota; Microbotryomycetes; Sporidiobolales; Sporidiobolaceae
Exons: 3
Coding region: 1-1431 (476 amino acids)
Source: RefSeq, a predicted model, not a curated record
AUGCCUCAAGCAUCCUCAGACAAUGCUGCAACGUCCAGCGCGUGCCCCACCCAGCUCCUCGACCUCCCACUUGAGGUCCUUGACCUCAUCAUCCGUUACGCCUCACUCCUUCGCCUCGAGUCGAGCGAGUCUCGCAGGCAGGCGCCGUCCGAUUUACACCACUUGGCGUACGGGACGAAUCGCCUCUUGCGAACACUUGCCCUCCCAUAUCUCUUCUACUCGCUCGACACCUCGAGGCUCCCUCCGAAAGUCUGGCUCCCCGAUGUAGGCGUCGUGAGCGCCAAACGCUUCGCACGGACGAUACGGUACGAGGAAUCGUGGAAGAACACGAGGCAGUACCGCUGGUACCGCACGAGCAGCGAGAAACGCGACGACAAGAAGGAACGCCAGAUCUUCUCUGAAUACGCAAUGCUCAGCCAGGCCGACUUCCCCCUCCUCGAACACAUCGUCCUGUAUCGCCUCGAGACGAAGAACUUCCUGCCUCGAGUCAAGCGGCCUUCGAGGGCGCGAGGCGGCGACACGAGCGUCUUCAUCCGGCGACUGACUUUGGGCCAUCUUUACGGCCUUGACAAGAAGGCGGUUGAGCAAUCUCUCACUCCGUUCGGCGCGGGCGUUACGUCGCUGUCUAUGGACAAUGACACCACCAAACGACUCGACUCUGUCCUCCCUCGCUUUACAGCCUUACAAGUCCUCAGGCUCAACUACCACUACGGUGAUCAGAACCCGUUCGAUGCCAAGUUUGAGGCCACAUACGCUCGCAUCAAGAGCCUGCAACUCCGCCUACCGGGCACUUUCUUCGGCUACGCGGAGGAAGAGGGAGACGGAAGUGUGCGAUCCAUACCUCAGGGCGAGCUGCCCACAUUGCCGCCGACAGCCAAUCUGCGACACCUCGCCAUCGACACCCGGUUUGACCAGUUCGGGAUAUCACCGCACGCCAUCGAUGAUCUCUUGCAGACAAUCACCACGGUCUUUGGCGCCGUACCGCUCAAGACUCUCGAGCUGGACGACUCAGUGAUCUGCUCAUCGGCCAAUCUUGCGAAACUCGCGCAAACCUUCCCGACUCUGCGGACGUUCACUAUGAGCGACAGGACGAUCUGGAACGGCUCGCGCGCCGAUAUCCUCUCUGCCCUCUCCAGUUUCCGCCAUCUUACCACCCUCUGUCUCCGCCUUCCCAGCACAAUGCCGGCAUCACCAUACGAUCGAGCUGUCGUCGCUGACCCGCAAGACGACUCGCCGAACGACGAGAACGCCUACGCUUCAACCGCCGCAAUCGCCUGCGAAGCGGCCGAAGUCCUCCCGACACUCCACCACGUCGGGUUCAGCGGUCAGUCAAGCUCGAUCGACUGGUUCAGGAUCUGCAGAGACAACGAGGGACGGCCAGAGUCGGCGGAGGGUGUCAAAUUCUACUCGACCGACCUGGACACGCGAUAG